AUACAGAAGAAAAGAAGGUGAAGAAACAAGAAAAGAUUGAUGGAGAAGAAGAAGAGAUAGAGGAUACAGGAGAAAAGCAGGUAGAAGAAGAACAGAUGGAGGGUAUAGGAGAAAAGGAGGUGAUGAAACAAGAACAAAAGGUUGAUGGAGAAGAAGAAGAGAUGGAGGAUACAGGAGAAAAAGAGGAUGAAGAAGAAGCAGAAGAAGAAGAAGACAUGGCGGCCUUGGUAGACAGAGAAGGAAGUGCAGAAGAAGAAGAUUGGAAAGAGGAACCAAACGACGAACCAGCAAACCAGCUCGACCAAUCAGAUUCACCUCCAUCACCUCCAUCACCUCCAGGAGCCUCUGGAUGUGCUGAAACGCUGAGUCAUGCUGUUGCAGAAACAGGAAAUGAAGCUCGCCGAUUCCUCGCAGAAGAAGAGAGAGGCUCAGGCGCUGCCAAGAACCACAGCGGGGACGUUUAUCCCACAUCACCGAGCAGCGACAAAGAGACGGAGGGAGCUGCAGCACAAACUCCGACAGACACAAAGUCUGUCGGCGCUGAGAUACAGAGUUCGGAGGAACAGGAGCGACUUGAAACAACGCCGAUGACAUCAUUUCCUGCACCAGGACAUCGAGGUGAAACUGCCGCUGACGUCCAGGAUAUUACACCUGAACUACAGACAGGCUGCAGGUUGGAGGAGGAGGUGUCGUCGAUGGAUGCAGCUGCUGAGUCGUCGUUAAGGGCCGAAGGAGGAAGCAAAGAGCUCAGUCUGACCCCAAACUCGUCCGUGAUGGAAGUGAAGGAGGACAAAGAGGAAGGAGGUCAAAACUCUCACAACAUGAACGGCGAGGCGGGCGAGGCGGUCGAGGUGGACGCAGCGGACGACAAGAAGAACAGCAGCCACCAAUCAUCAAAGUACAAAACCGUGUCCUUCAAGAGGAUCCGGAGAGGAAACACCCGACAGAGGAUUGAUGAGUUUGAGGCCAUGAUGGACUUUUGA
Messenger RNA from Sebastes umbrosus (honeycomb rockfish), 983 nucleotides. Its product is annotated as cilia- and flagella-associated protein 251-like. The transcript is spliced from 2 exons. Gene Ontology annotation, biological process: actin filament organization; regulation of cell shape. The record is from RefSeq and is a predicted model, not a curated record. Gene Ontology annotation, molecular function: actin filament binding. Lineage: Eukaryota; Metazoa; Chordata; Actinopteri; Perciformes; Sebastidae. Bases 96 to 983 code for a protein of 295 amino acids.